CGGUGUCUUAGCGGGACAGCGGCGUACUCACCAGUUUUAUCUGUUUAUAUUGUGAAUUUACCGAACUGUUUGCAAAACAUUGCGGAGAAAACCUGCGACUUUGUUUUCGGUUUUGAUGUAAACAAAGAAAUCCAGCCGUUGUUUCGGAGUUUUGGGCUAUUAUUUUUUACCCUGGACCAAAAGCGGUUUUCCUAUCCGGAUGAGAGGAUCCCUACCGCAUUUUUGUUCCUGCAACGUGGAUAUUACGCGCACCCCGGGAGAAGGGAGACCCGUAAUAUCGGAAUAAAUUUACACAGCUAAACCCAAAACAAGACGAAGAAGACGUCGUUCAGCUUGUCGUGGAUUUCCCCACAGGAAUGCUGCUGUCCAAGCUCAAUCCUUUGGCCCACAUCCCCACCGUAGAUAUGCCGGCGAAAAUCCAGCUUCAAGUUCAUCAAGUGAAGGAGAGGGAGCCUUUCGAGAAGCUCUACCAGGUCGGAGGGGUGCUGGGCAGCGGAGGCUUCGGCACUGUGUACUCCGGUACGAGGAUAGCCGACGGUGCUCCGGUUGCUGUCAAACACGUAGCCAAGGACAGGAUCUCCGAGUGGGGAGAACUGCCUAAUGGCUCUCGGGUCCCCAUGGAGAUUGUGCUGUUAAAAAAAGUCGGGACGGGCUUCCGCGGCGUCAUCAAGAUGCUGGACUGGUACGAGCGGCCGGACAGCUUCAUCAUCGUGAUGGAGAGGCCCGAGAACGUCAAGGACCUCUUCGACUUCAUCACGGAGAACGGUGCCUUAUCCGAGGAGCUGGCAAGGGGCCUUUUCCGCCAGGUGCUGGAUGCCGUGCGUCACUGCCACAACUGCGGCGUGGUGCACCGGGAUAUCAAAGACGAGAACAUCCUCAUCGACCUCCGCAAAGGGGAGUUGAAGCUCAUCGACUUCGGCUCCGGAGCCCUGCUCAAGGACACAGUUUACACAGACUUUGAUGGCACAAGAGUGUACAGCCCGCCUGAGUGGAUCAAGUACCAUCGCUAUCACGGACGCUCCGCUACAGUCUGGUCGCUGGGUGUGUUGCUGUAUGACAUGGUGUGUGGGGACAUCCCGUUUGAACAUGAUGAGGAGAUUGUACGGGGGCAGGUCCUCUUCCGGAGAAGAAUCUCCGCUGAAUGCCAGCAGCUGAUCAAGUGGUGUCUGGCGCUGCGGCCGGCGGACAGGCCCUCCUUUGAGGACAUCAUGAACCACUCGUGGAUGCAGAGCAGCAACUCCCCUGGGGUCCCGUCCACUGUGCAGACAGAGAAGAGCACCGCAGACAUCCGGCUGCACAGCAUCAGCCACGAGCCUGCUGCCUUCACACCCCCCGCCGUCGCUGUGGCUCAGUGACCGAGGCACAUCGGUUCACUCUGGACUGCACUGACACAAGAGACUAUCACAAAAGACUUUAUUUAUGUAACAGACUUGAAAACAGAGGAGGGGCGGCGCUGUGUCGGCCCACUCGUCCGACAUGUGUGAGAUCAACGUGGAAGAGCUACACACAGAAGAGGCCGGGUUCGUGACAAAACCCCAGCUCCCUCUUUAUGUUUUUUCAACCUGGCAGGCUAGACCCUCCUCCCCUCACACACCCCAACUACUUGAUUUUUUUUGUGUCUGUUUUCUCUUCGCUCAUCGGCUCGAGUCGGUGUCAGAACAUCCUCACUGGACUCUGAUCUAGGCAGCGAGUGUUUUAUCAGCUUGCAGGAGGGCACGCUCUGUACGCCAGCUCAGUGUACACGAUGCGCAAGAGGGAGUGCAACACAUGCACUCAGAUGAAUGGCAAGUGGACAGUCCCACGUUAUGUAACCUCGAGCUACACUGUACUCUGAUCUUCUCCCUCCCUCUGUCUCUCUCUCUAUCUUGUCACUGCAGAGAGGGUGGAGCAGGGGGGGAUGGCAAAGAGGAGCGUUAUCUUAAAAAAAAAAGUGCCUUCUGUGUGAUUGUUGGGGGAACCUGGAAAUACUUGAAUUUCUAGAAACAAAAAAGGCUAGUUUUAAUGGCUUUUUUGUUCCUUAUUCUUUACAAGGCUUUAUAUUGUUUUUUUAUGUUUUUUUAUUUUUUUUUUGCUGUUUUCUUUUCCUCUCAUGGGCCUAGAUCAGUAAAGCCUAUGCCAUUACAAACCACUACUACCACUACUUCUACUACUCCAAUGUCAUUAGCAACCAGACAACCUCAUAGCUGCGGCAGCAACCUGUGCAAACAAGUCAUAAAAAAAAAAAAACAAACACUGGACUUACCUCACUCUCUUUACUACGCCACACACCUCUACUCUACAACUUCCGACUCCUCCUCUUCCGACUGCUCCAGUGUAGUACUGUAUACACACGAAAGGCUUAGGCAACCGCUCAUUCACAUCCACCUGAAUGCACACCGCAAUGCAACCUUACCAUACCAAAAUACAUCCUCUGCUCUUCAGUUUGAUUUUUUUUCUUCUUUAUUUCUUUUUUUUUUUUUUUAACAGUGCCUCAUACAGGUCAUAAUUUGGGGUGGGGGCGGUGGGGUCAAGAAUUGUAAAUAAUAGUAUUUAUUAUUGCUGUGACCUUUUCUCACUCAAAGAGCUUUUUUUGUUGUGGAAUUAUUUAUUUAUUUAUAAGAGAAUUUCGGCUGUAGGUAUAUUUCAUUCCACAGUUAUUGAAGGGCCCACAGAUUAUUUAAAAAAAAAGAAUAAGAGAAAAUGAAUUUUUGACCAUAUUUAUGGCUUGGAAUUUUAAAGAGCAGAUGUGUGUGUAUGUUUGUGUAUGUCAUGUAAAUAAUGUGUAAAUAGUCCUGAAAGCACUUCCAUCUUAAUGUAUGUAAACAUUGAACAUCUACUGAUGGUAACUGGUUUUGUUACUCUGUUGUCUGCUGUGGGAGUGAGUGCGUUCACAUUGUUUGACUGAAGUAAAUGUGAGUGUGUGUGUGUGUGUGUGUGUGAGAGAGUGUGUGUGUGUGUGUGUGUGUGUGUGUGUGUGUGUGCGCACAUGUGAGUCAUUAAAUGAAUGUGUGAGUGACAGGCACCUGUAGUUGCAUGAUUGCGGCUUGGUUUUUUUUUUUUUUUUCAUUCAAAUUAGAAUUGUAAAUUAUGUUAGAAACUAUUUUUAUACGAUUUCAAUAAAUAUUUUUUUAACCUUGA
Messenger RNA from Myripristis murdjan (pinecone soldierfish), 3117 nucleotides. RefSeq names its product Pim-1 proto-oncogene, serine/threonine kinase (gene pim1). The coding region runs from base 357 to 1355 and encodes 332 amino acids. NCBI's taxonomy places the organism in Eukaryota, Metazoa, Chordata, Actinopteri, Holocentriformes, Holocentridae. Gene Ontology annotation, molecular function: protein serine/threonine kinase activity; ATP binding. Gene Ontology annotation, cellular component: cytoplasm. Gene Ontology annotation, biological process: negative regulation of apoptotic process; protein autophosphorylation. The record is from RefSeq and is a predicted model, not a curated record. The transcript is spliced from 6 exons.